Molecule: messenger RNA, 990 nt
Organism: Indicator indicator
Lineage: Eukaryota; Metazoa; Chordata; Aves; Piciformes; Indicatoridae
Gene: GNG5
Product: G protein subunit gamma 5
Exons: 3
Coding region: 61-267 (68 amino acids)
Biological process (GO): G protein-coupled receptor signaling pathway
Cellular component (GO): heterotrimeric G-protein complex
Molecular function (GO): G-protein beta-subunit binding
Source: RefSeq, a predicted model, not a curated record
UUUGGGACACGCUGGGAAGUUUGGACUGGGCGUGCUGCCGUGCUCGCUGCCGCUCCCACCAUGUCGGGCUCCUCCAAUGUGGCGGCCAUGAAGAAGGUGGUGCAGCAGCUGCGCCUGGAAGCCAGCGUGACUCGCGUGAAGGUUUCUCAGGCUGCAGCAGACUUGAAGCAGUUUUGCCUGCAGAAUGCACAACAUGAUCCCCUACUGACAGGAGUAUCAUCAAGUACAAAUCCUUUCAGACCCCAGAAAGUUUGUUCAUUUUUGUAAUUACGUAAACUACUUUGGUAUCUUUCAGUGAUCUUUUAGCAUCUUUUCCUAGCUGCUGAUGUGUGUAUGAGCAGAGUGCCUCAAGGAGCAGCCUGGUUUGAAGUCUGUACAAAAGCCUUGUCUUUAACGUGCCAAAUCUAACUGUAAAAUUGCUACUGUCGUCAAACCUCUUACCAUCUACCUCUCUGAAGGAACUGUAUGGUAGUUACAAUACUUGUUUCAUAAGGGAAUCAGUUUUAUAUGCCAAGCAAAAAAUAAAAGUGUCUUGAUUUAGUCUGGUCCUGAAAUUACUGUACCAAGUUGAUUAACUUCUGGAUAUGCUGACACCCCACCAGUUACUGCAUCCCUCUGCAGCAGCUGGAAAGCACAUACAGGAGUCUGCCUUUAAACAUUCCAUGCUGCUGCAAGUUUGCCUGGGAGUUGACAGUUGUACAGAACAAGAAUUCAUCAGCACUAUGCUUAGAAGCAUAUUAGAAAUAUAAUUCAACUAUACAGCUGUCCCACAUCAUAGCCAUCAUGUAAAGAGUAACUUGAGUAACUUAAUUAUUGUUAGAUGAGAUAGCUUUACAUGCUUCCUGUAAGCUCACCUUAUGAAUUCUUUCCUAUCAGUGUUUUACUUCUUUUUGAUACAAGAAUAUCAAUUGCUUUGGGUAUAUGCCUCUUCUAAAUGGGACAUUUAAAGAAACACCUGUAGUCAAGCAUAUUAAUUUUGUAACUUCUACA